Molecule: messenger RNA, 1293 nt
Organism: Dichotomopilus funicola
Lineage: Eukaryota; Fungi; Ascomycota; Sordariomycetes; Sordariales; Chaetomiaceae
Exons: 4
Coding region: 1-1293 (430 amino acids)
Biological process (GO): regulation of DNA-templated transcription
Molecular function (GO): zinc ion binding; DNA-binding transcription factor activity, RNA polymerase II-specific
Source: RefSeq, a predicted model, not a curated record
AUGCCUCCGCUUCGGACGGACCGUGCAUCCAAGGCGUGCACCACCUGUCGGCGGCAGAAGACGCGAUGCUACCGAUCGGAAAGUGGGCCCGGCACAUGUCUUCGUUGCCAGACCCUCAAGCAGCCGUGUUCUCUUGAGCUGCAGGAUGAAGAUGCCGUGACCAUUCAGGGGCCGGCCUCCGGCCACGAUCCGGCCCACGAUCCGGCCAUCUACCAAAGGCUGGACCGGUUGGAGCUUGCUCUAGGCAAGCUAGUAGAGCGGAUUGAUACACGCCUCGACAUUGUGGCGCCCAUAUCUAAACCCAUUUUAAUGGAUGGCUCGCUAUCAUCUCUAUCAAGAGCUGCAGAUGAGGAAAGAUCCUCGGAGGAGCCCGACGAACCACCUGUCAUGGUAAUCCGUGAUGCUGCCACCGAGAUCGGCAUUCACUCACCAAACGACACAUAUGCUUCACCGGCGAAUCAGUCUCACAUUCUCUCCAAGGGGUUCCUCUUGUACGAGGAAGCAUGUCAGCUUCUAUCCAUAUACUGUAUCGGAACACGACGGAAGGCGGUGCUCCACCAGAAUGAUAUUGACGCCUGCAAGCGUCUCGUCGACCGAGUAGACCAACAUCGCUUGUCCAACUUUGAGAUGCGCAUGGUGGCUGAGGUCAAAUUAUACUGGAUCAUUUACACCUAUUCCACUGAUUCUCACGUUGAUGUUGGGGCCGCCGACGUAGCGUUGCGGUCGUGGCGUACGGAAUGGGAGUUCUUAUUUGAACAACCGCGAUCGCAAUUUUUGCAAAUGGGGUUCGACUUCGCUCAGUUACUCACCUUGAGGCGAGCAGUCAAAGCCAAUCACAGCCGGAUGGGUAACUCCCGGCUCGCAAAGCUCAUCCAACUCACCACCUCCAUCAUCAAUCUCGCGAUGGAGACAGCCGAUGAGCGCACACAGCACCUCACCGAUCACAUAUACCACAUCGUCAUCUUUUCCGCCAUCACGCUCUGUCAGCUUCUCCGCAAGUACGAAGACCAGCUUCAACACACCCAGGACGUUCCCGCGUUAGACUCGCUAGUCGCCAGGCUGGUCGUGUGGUUGCGAUCUAUCGGGCUGCGCUGCCACGUCGCGCGUAUGCUCGGCGACUUGCUCUCCGCCCAGCAUAGGAGGCUGCGGCCGGGGGGCAGUACUCCGUCCGGGAACUCGGUGUUGGUGGGUGUGCCGACGACGAAUGCCAUGUUCCCGCACAUUGUUACGACCGAGAUGUUGAACGGGGUUGAUACCAAUUUGUUGCUCGAUUUAUGGCCGCCGUGGGAUUGA